AUGGCGGCGGCAAUGGACGUUGACGAAUUCCCGGCACUCGGUACGGCGACCGCUGCAGGCCAAACGCAAAGGCGUAUGACUACCCUGCGCCCGGCGAAACGACCGAAGCCAAACGAGGACGGCCCGGAACCGCAAGUUAUUCCAGAAAAAACGCUCGCGCAAGCUGCGGCCAUUACGGCACCAACGGCACCGGCGCAGCAGCAGGAAGGCAGACAGACAGAUGCGCCGACGCUAGCGAGCAUGCGCAGCGGCGAGAGGCAGGAGGAGGAAGGCAGCCAUGGCCAUGCUGAGCCCAACCAAGCUGCCGCCGCCACCGAGGCAGAGAGGGCCGCAGACAGCGGCGAGGGAGAGAAGCGCGGUGUACACGGCAUACACGGCGCACGAAGCGCGAGCGGCGACGACGAAGGAGAAGACGACGCCGCCAGCGCAGUCAGUUGGGCCAGCGUUGACGAAACGGCCGCCGAGGAGAGCGGCCACGAGGACGGUCAAGGCGUCGGGAAGGAAGACCGCCCCGAGGCGCGCAAAGGGUCACAGGGAGAGCGGAAGCUGAGCCUUAAGGGGAGGACCGGGCCGGCAGCCAGUACCGCUACGCACAGCCCUUGGUGGAACAAGACAGGAGACGAAGACGUGCCGCGCGGCCGGGAUGCCCCGCAGCCCGCAAACGACCACUUCGUCAGCGGCUCAGUCGAGCAAGGGAAGUCCAGAAAAGCGCCAGGAGAAGGAGACGCGCCGAAACCCACCGAACCGUCCAUUUCCAGUCGGAAGCAACCGCGACCCGAGCCGGCGCCGCAACAUGGCGGCGCCGCGCAACAGCAUAGCCGGGAGGGAGCUCAACAUGGCGUCCAACAUGGCGAAGCAGGAGGGAAGACAAGCCGAGGAGAGGAGACGGCGGCGGCUGUGUUGGAGGCCCAGAAACCUGCAGGAACACCGUCGUCAGACGAGCUUGAGCCCGGUGAGCUCGUUAUCGACGAGAGCGCACCGACAUCUCCAGAAUCCCCGAAGCGUACUCAGCAGCAACCGUUGUCGAUGCCGGCAGGCGUCGGCCGAGGGCGGAACAGCCGGAGCCGAGAGACUGAGGCCGCCCGCGGUGGAACUCUCUUCCAGUCGCUCAGGCCCUCGGGCCCGGGCGCGCACAAGGCUGACGGGGAGCGCCCUCAACGCAGCGUCAAAAAGGUGCGACGUGACUCCGCGGGGCGCCUGCGAAGCCGCACGUCGGGCAGUGAGCACGAGGAGGUGACGUCAAAACAGCGUCCAAGCCAGCGGCCGGCGGCCGACGACCUGGACACAGACAGCGACUUCUUCUGA
This is a messenger RNA of Rhipicephalus sanguineus (brown dog tick), 1305 nucleotides long. RefSeq names its product filaggrin-like. NCBI's taxonomy places the organism in Eukaryota, Metazoa, Arthropoda, Arachnida, Ixodida, Ixodidae. The coding region runs from base 1 to 1305 and encodes 434 amino acids. The record is from RefSeq and is a predicted model, not a curated record. The transcript has a single exon.